AUGUUAUCAACGCUAUGGCUGGGUAUCCUCAUCGUCGUUGGAGUUGGGAUUGUUACUACCCUUCGCGGCUGGAAAAGAUAUCCGCUGCCUCUUCCUCCGGGUCCUAAACAGCAACUCAUAAUUGGAAAUCUAAAUCAUCUUCCAACCCCUGACCAACAAGAUUGGAUGCAUUGGCUAAAGCAUAAGGAGCUAUAUGGACCAAUUAGCUCACUCACUGUACUAGGAAAACAUAUUAUCGUCCUUAAUGAUGCUAAGUUGGCAGUACAGCUACUAGAAAAACGUUCCGCUAUACACUCUUCGCGCCCAAAAAAUAUGUUUACUGACAUGUCGGGGUGGCAAUAUGUUCUUGGGGGACUCAUAAACCCAGACCAUGUAAGAAAAACACGGAAACAUUUGUAUCAAGAGAUAGGUUCAAAAAAUUCCGUUGCCCGCUUCAACGAUACUCAGAAAGCGGAGGUCAGUCGUUUUCUAGUGAGGGUAUUGGAUGAGCCAGACAAGCUCCAUCAGCACAUACGGAAAGAGGCUGGGGCAAUUGUCUUGAAAAUUGGCUAUGGAUAUACUAUUGAACCCCAUGCUCGGGACCCUCUUGUGGAUCUGGCCGACAAGGCGAUGGAGGACUUUUCAUAUGCCUUGCUUCCAGCAACAUGGGCGGUGGAGUUUAUCCCAAUAAUGAAAUAUCUCCCGGCCUGGUUCCCUGGGGCAGGAUUCGUGAAGAUCGCUCAAGGCUACAAGUCCAGAUCAGAGGCGUUCAGUGAUGUUCCGUACGCAUUUACCAAGCAGCAGAUAAGUAAUGAUCAAUUCGUGCCAUCCUUCCUGUCCAAUCUUCUUCAAAGCAAUCCUGUGGAGCCCGGGACUGAAGAAGAGGAGAUCAUCAAGUGGUCAGCUGGGUCUUUAUACGCCGGAGGCGCAGACACGACUGUCUCCUCAAUUGCGAGUUUCUUCCUCGCCAUGGCCCUUUUUCCAGAGGCGCAACGCAAGGCUCAGGAGGAAAUCGACACAGUGCUUGGGAGUAAUCGACUACCCCAAUUCCAAGAUCGAGACGACCUUCCAUAUAUCAAUGCACUAGUCAAGGAAGUCCUCCGAUGGCAUCCAGUUGUACCCAUGAGUGUAGCCCACACUUCAACCCAGGACGAUACAUGUGAGGGGUACUUCAUCCCCAAGGGAUCGUCGGUUCUUACAAAUAUUUGGGCAUAUACGCACGAUGCAACCGUCUAUCAUGAUCCAAUGACCUUCAAGCCGGAGCGCUUUUUGACCUCUCCGGACGGCAAACUCCCAGAGCGUGAUCCGCACCUGCUUGUGUUCGGGUUCGGUCGUCGAGCCUGUCCUGGGCGUACACUAGCAGACGCAAAUGUCUUUCUCACUGUUGCACAGGCUCUGACUGUUUUCAGUAUUUCGAAACCGAUAGAAAACGGAGUCACCCAGAAUAUCCCACUCAAGUUUCUGCCCGGGGUCAUUAGCCACCCGGCCCCGUUCAAAGUUUCUGUCCGGCCACGAAGCGCAAUGCACGAACAUCUCAUCCGGGAACUCGCAGAGCAACAUCCUUGGGAGAAAAGCGAUGCUGAGUUUCUUCAGAGGGUGUAG
This is a messenger RNA of Penicillium robsamsonii, 1581 nucleotides long. RefSeq names its product cytochrome P450. The record is from RefSeq and is a predicted model, not a curated record. Bases 1 to 1581 code for a protein of 526 amino acids. Gene Ontology annotation, molecular function: oxidoreductase activity, acting on paired donors, with incorporation or reduction of molecular oxygen; monooxygenase activity; heme binding. NCBI's taxonomy places the organism in Eukaryota, Fungi, Ascomycota, Eurotiomycetes, Eurotiales, Aspergillaceae. The transcript is spliced from 7 exons.